Vicia villosa (hairy vetch) is the source of this 912-nucleotide messenger RNA. RefSeq lists its product as uncharacterized. The coding region runs from base 1 to 912 and encodes 303 amino acids. Lineage: Eukaryota; Viridiplantae; Streptophyta; Magnoliopsida; Fabales; Fabaceae. The transcript has 3 exons. The record is from RefSeq and is a predicted model, not a curated record.
AUGGCUAACAACGUGACCGCUACCAGAGAAGCUACAAGGCGUACUCACACUUACAGUUUCCAUCGCGAAGGCUUGAUUCAGUUGGGGCAAUUGGGUGGAUUGAUCACUGGUCAUAAUAAAACUGUGUUCACUGAGAAUUAUGGAAACAUCUUGACUCUUUUGGACUCACACGUCGACGAAUGGGAGAAACCUGAUUUGAACAACAUUGCCAACGCUCUUUAUUUGAGCAUAGAAGACGUUCUUGGGAAUUGGAAGAAGAAUGGUAGCACUCAGGGUUUUUAUAUGAGUUUCUUGGUUGAGAAGGCCCAAGAGUUGGCUAACAAAAAGAUGUGGGAGGCCUUCAACGCCCUUCUGGCCGUUUUGAUUUAUGGGAUCGUGAUGUUCCCUAACAUUCACAAGUUCAUUGAUCUGGCUGCUAUAUGUCUUUUUGUGGAGAAGAAUCCGGUCCCUACUUUGCUAGCUGAUACAUACUAUUCUGUUCACUCUCGAUAUGGGAAAGGAGGAGCCAUAAGAAAUUGUUUGCCGUUGUUAUACACCUGGUUUAAGUCCCACCUACCUACAAGUGGUCCUUUCGUUACUUCUACUCAGAAAUGGCAUCAAAGGAUCAUGGGGCUUACUGGAGAUGACAUUGUCUGGUGUCCUACUGGGAUGGACGUAGAGAAAGUUAUAACUAGCUGUGACAAGCCUUUGGACAAAGAGAUAUUCGAAUCCGUUUGCUUUGAAAAGGGAACCAAUCCAAAGGGUCUAGAAAAGGUGAGGAGUGCUUGGAAUAGCAUCCAUAUAGAUGAUCAGACUUCUCUAGGUGAAAAGAAUGCUGUUGCCAAACAAGCCUACACGGAUUGGGUUGAGGAUAGAGUUAAAGAUCGUCUGUUGCCUUUCCCGAAGGUUAAUCCUUUGUACAAGCAACUGUGA